AUGUGUGUGCAAGAGGAUGAACAAGUUGAUCAAGAUAAUGAUAACAUGGAGAAAUUUCUAGAUAACAGAAGAAUUUCAUGGCCUUUGCAUUGUGAUCUGUUGCAUGCCCAGAUGGAUAAUUCAGAAAAUGACUCUUCUUUUGGAAUUUCCAAUGGCCAGAUCAGUGUUGUGAAUUCAUUUCCUCUGGAAAGUAUUUGUGAAGAUGCAGUGAUUACAGAGAAAAAUCAGAACCUGAUCAAUUUUGUCCCUGCGCUUCGGUCCGGGGAGUGGUCUGAUAUCGGAGGUCGGCCUUACAUGGAGGAUACUCACAUAUGCAUUGGAGACUUGGCAAAGAAAUUCGGUUAUAAUGAUGUCUGCGACGAAGCUGUUUCCUUUUAUGGUGUAUUUGAUGGACAUGGAGGGAAGAGUGCUGCGCAAUUUGUUCGCGAUCAUCUUCCGAGGGUGAUUGUUGAGGAUGCUGACUUCCCUCUUGAACUCGAGAAGGUGGUCACGAGGUCGUUUUUGGAGACUGAUUCGGAGUUUGCCAAAACAUGCUCCGCAGAAUCUUCCCUUUCUUCUGGUACAACUGCAUUGACUGCAAUUAUAUUUGGAAGGUCUUUACUCGUGGCUAAUGCCGGAGACUGCCGCGCUGUUUUGUCCCGAGCGGGAGGGGCUAUAGAAAUGUCCAAAGAUCACAAUCCGUUAUGCAUGAAAGAAAGGAUGAGGAUUGAGUCGCUCGGUGGAUUUGUCAAUGACGGUUACUUGAACGGACAGUUAGGCGUCACACGUGCUCUAGGCAACUGGCAUCUUGAAGGAAUGAAGGAAAUGAGUGGAAGAGGACCAUUGAGUGCUGAGCCGGAACUUAAAUUGAUGACAUUGACAAAAGAUGAUGAGUUUUUGAUAAUCGGAAGCGAUGGGAUAUGGGAAGUUUUUCGUAGCCAAAAUGCGGUCGAUUUUGCAAGGAGGAGAAUUCAACAGCAUAAUGAUGUUAAACAAUGUUGCAAGGAAAUAAUAGGUGAAGCAAUAAAGAGAGGAGCAACCGAUAAUUUAACUGUUGUGAUGGUGUGUUUUCAUUCAGAUCCCCCACCACCUAUGAUUAUUGAAAGGCCUAGUAGAUUUAGGAGAAGUAUAUCUGCUGAAGGACUUCAGAAUCUUAAAUGCCUGCUUGAAGGAUAG
Lathyrus sativus (Indian pea) is the source of this 1155-nucleotide messenger RNA. The record is from the annotation of a GenBank genome assembly. NCBI's taxonomy places the organism in Eukaryota, Viridiplantae, Streptophyta, Magnoliopsida, Fabales, Fabaceae.